AUAUAAAUACAAUUAUUAUAUUUAUAUGAUAACUAUAAUUAACAGAUAACCAGUAGAUAGCAUUAAAAUAAUCAGAUAAUAGUUAUAAAGGCAGCUGCAGAUUUUUAGUUAAAACAGUUGUUUAAGUACAGUCAAAGGAUGGAUCGUAUUUGGAUGCUACUACCUUUGCUGUUUUCAUCAUUUACGAUCUGUUUAUGCGCUCCUAAAGACGAUAAAAAUGCUGAUAAAAAAGUUUUACUUAUUUCUUUUGAUGGAUUCCGAUGGGAUUACUAUAAGACAUUUAAUACACCAAACUUAGAUUACUUGGCACGUACUGGCAUUCAUGCACCCAAGGGUGUUCAAGCUGUGUUCACUACGAAAACAUUUCCAAAUCACUAUUCGAUUGCAACUGGUUUAUACGAAGAAAGUCAUGGAAUCGUGGAUAAUAAUAUGUACGAUGUAGUUUUUAACGAAACUUUCAAAAUGAAAAAACCGGACCCAAAAUGGUGGGGAGGAGAACCAAUUUGGGUCACUGCUAGAAAACAAGGUCUUAAAUCUGGAGCAUAUUUUUGGCCAGCUUCUGAUAUACCUAUAAAAGAUACUUUUCCAAAUUAUUAUUUUAAAUAUAAUAAUACUGUGUCUAUGGAAACUAGAAUUGAAACUGCGAUUCAUUGGUUAGCGACUGAUCAGGUUAACGUGGCUCUUGUGUAUUUUAACGAACCCGACAAAACUGGUCAUAGAACUGGAGCUAUGAGCGAUGCCGUUGAAAAAAUGGUGGAAACUGUUGAUAAAUUGGUUGGUUUUCUAUUAGAAAAACUUUUGGAAACUUUUCUUCUCGAUCGAGUUAAUCUCAUUAUUAUGAGUGAUCACGGUAUGGUCAAUUUAACAGAUGUAAUCGUAUUAGAAAAAUAUCUUCGUGUGCAAGAAGAAAUUAAAUGGCUUCCUUUGAGCGGACCAGUGUCUGGAAUUUUACCACACGAAGGAAAAUUAGACAGAGUUUAUAAUACACUGAAAAAUGCUCAUCCUAAUAUGACAGUUUAUAAGAAAGAGAAUAUACCAGAGAGAUGGCAUUAUAAGAAUCACAGAAGAAUCAUGCCAAUUAUCGCAGUUGCGGAUCAAGGUUAUUUAAUAGCAAAGGAAUAUGGAACAGACAAUGCCUUCGGUCAACACGGUUAUGACAAUAUUCUACCUUCAAUGCGCCCUAUUUUCUUUGCUCGAGGUCCAGCUUUCAAAGAAAACUAUCAGACAGAUGUUUUCGAAACUGUUAAUAUUUAUCCACUUAUAUGCCACUUAUUAGGUAUUAAACCGGCACCAAAUAAUGGAACUUUGGAUUCGGUCAGACAUCUUCUCAAAAAUUAAAAAAAAUAAUAAAAAAACGUUUAUUAAGCUUAUAAACUUAUUAAAAUUUAAAA
This is a messenger RNA of Centruroides sculpturatus (bark scorpion), 1391 nucleotides long. Its product is annotated as ectonucleotide pyrophosphatase/phosphodiesterase family member 5-like. NCBI's taxonomy places the organism in Eukaryota, Metazoa, Arthropoda, Arachnida, Scorpiones, Buthidae. The coding region runs from base 139 to 1338 and encodes 399 amino acids. The record is from RefSeq and is a predicted model, not a curated record. The transcript has 3 exons.